This is a messenger RNA of Physeter macrocephalus (sperm whale), 6571 nucleotides long. RefSeq names its product inhibitor of nuclear factor kappa B kinase regulatory subunit gamma (gene IKBKG). The annotation marks the transcript as partial. Gene Ontology annotation, molecular function: K63-linked polyubiquitin modification-dependent protein binding. The record is from RefSeq and is a predicted model, not a curated record. Gene Ontology annotation, cellular component: cytoplasm; nucleus; IkappaB kinase complex. The transcript has 6 exons. Gene Ontology annotation, biological process: positive regulation of canonical NF-kappaB signal transduction. NCBI's taxonomy places the organism in Eukaryota, Metazoa, Chordata, Mammalia, Artiodactyla, Physeteridae.
CAUGGCGGGGAUGCCGGGAGCACAGGAGGGUCCUGCUGUGGGCCCUCCGUGACCCCCCAUGCCCUCGCCAGGGCGCGGGCCGCCAGCGAGCAGGCCCGGCAGCUGGAGAACGAGCGCGAGGCGCUGCAGCAGCAGCACAGCGUGCAGGUGGACCAGCUGCGCCUGCAGAACCAGAGCAUGGACGCUGCCCUGCGCAUGGAGCGCCAGGCUGCCUCGGAGGAGAAGAGGAAGCUGGCCCAGCUGCAGGUGGCCUAUCACCAGCUCUUCCAAGAGUAUGACAACCACAUCAAGAGCAGCGUGGGAUUGCAGCUGGAAGAGCUCAAGCAGCAGCUCAAGCAGGCCGAGGAGGCCCUGGUGGCCAAACAGGAGCUGAUCGACAAACUGAAGGAAGAGGCUGAACAGCACAGGGUGGUGAUGGAGACGGUCCCGGUGCUGAAAGCCCAGGCGGAUAUCUACAAGGCAGAUUUCCAGGCUGAGAGGCAGGCCCGGGAGAGGCUGGCCGAGAAGAAGGAGCUCCUGCAGGAGCAGCUGCAGCAGCUGCGGAGGGGCUACAGCAGGCUGAGGGGCGGCUGCCAGGACUCGGCCAGGAUCGAAGACAUGAGGAAGCGGCAUGUAGAGGUCUCCCAGCCCCCCUUAGCCCCGGGCCCAGCUCAUCACUCCUUUCACCUGGCCCUGCCCAGCCAGAGGAGAAGCCCCCCUGAGGAGCCGCCCAACUUCUGCUGCCCCAAGUGCCAGUAUCAGGCUCCUGACAUGGACACCCUGCAGAUACACGUCAUGGAGUGCAUCGAGUAGGGCUGCCUGCCGACACCCAGCCCAGGACAGUGCAAUCUGUUGCUUUCCUCUCCUGUCUGCCUGGUCCUGAAUUAGGGGCUGGGUGACAGAGGGUGGGCCCCUUCUCUGAGCCCCGAGAGCUAGCCGCAGGGCCUUACGCUUCUGCGCCCCCGUCCGCUGGUUCACCUCUCUUAGGGCACACGGAGCCCCAGAUAGGCCCGAUGCUCUGCUUUUUUUGUUCGUUCUGUCUGCUUGAACUGCUUGUCUCCGGGGUUCGCUCUUCUUCCACCUGUGCUGGGGAAGUCGAGAGCCAAGGCCAGGGCUCCCAGACAGCUGCUUCCCAGGCUGAGAUGGGCAGGAGGGCCUUCGUCCCGGCCGCCUGGCACGGUGCAGCGCUGCUCUCAUGGGCUGUGUGCUGGUCCGCUGCGGCCGCACCACUGUGGAUCGAACUUGUCUGCUGCUAGUGGACGUUUGGGUUGUUACUGGUCUUUUUACUGUCAUAAACAACACCACGGUGAAAAUCCUUGUGCAUCCGUCGUAUGUACCUUUGGGUUGGAUCCCGCAGCAGCGGCACCACUGAGCGGGGGGCAGACAGUACCGGCGCUCCCCAACCCUGGGCGCGCUUUCCCGCUCCUCCCUCCCCGUAGCCCUGCCGUGGAUGACCGGUGUCCAGCCGGCGGGCUUGUGCCAUCCACCAGGCGAGCCGUCCUCUGCUAAGAGCGAGCUUGAGCAUCUCUCAGAGCUUGAAGGGUCCUUUUCAGUUCUUCUGGUGUAGACAGCCUGUUUGUAUUUUCUGCCCAUUUUUCUGUUGGGCUGUUAGUCUUUUGUUCCUUGACUUACAGGAGCUCUUUGGUCAUUAGUGGGAUCAGCUCGUGGCUGGGAGAGCAAUUUCGGCUAUCUUUUCCUCCUGACUCGGUACCGGCGUGUUCGGAGCUUGUCAUCCUUGUAGUCACGUUCAUCCACUGUUCCUUCACGGCUUGGGGCUUGGAGUUGCUGUGACCACCUCUUGGUCUGGCAAGGGGCGCGUCCCACACGUACACUUUCCCUGUCCUUGCCCUGACACUGCAGUGCGCUCUUGUCCUCCGCAGGUGCGUUGCCACCCAGCGUGAGCAGUGGUGGCCAUAAGUCGUCACAUUCCAAAAGUUCGUGAUGCCGUUCCCCACGCCAGCCGCAAAUGCCCCGGCCUGGCCAGCAGAAGCCACUCAGCCAUCUUUGGCAGAUUACCAGCACCAGAGAACUCUUCCUCGUUGUUUUGCAAGAUUCUGGAUAUUUCCGAGGAUGUCAAAGCUGUGGGCAUUACCCCUGCAACUGUGGUUUACUCCUCAGUGCCCAGCCUCUUCCUGCACCCCGCGGGCUGCCCUGGUUGGGAAUGGGAUGUCACAGAUCCGCCCCUGGGUUUUGUCCAGGCCUCCCUGCUAUGUGGCAGUGACAGGGUGGGCUAGGGUCGGGGUAUAAGUCUCCUGCUGGAAGAUGGCCCAGCCCGCAUCCUGAUCCAAAAACAAGCCUCGGCUGGGGGCUUUCUUGGCAUCUGCAGGGGUGGGAGGGGCUGACCCGCUUCCUGAAGCCCAAGUAUAUAGUCGCAGAUGGUCCUUCGGGAACACGUUAAAGGCACAGAUAGGUUCUCCGCUCAUGGGUGCUGCGUUUCAGUCCACAUCCUGCAAUUUUUCUACAGGAGCACUUUCUGUUUUGGGGGGAAUGUGCUAGUUUCCUGUUGCUGCUGUAACAAAUGGCUACAAACUUGGUGGCUUAAAACAACAGGAAUUCAUUCUUUCCCAGUUCUGGAGGCCAAAGUCUGAGAUUCAGGUGCGGGCAGGCUUGGUUCCUUCUGGAACCUCUGAGGGAGCAUCAGUUCUGGGCCUGUCUCCCAGCUCCUGGUGGCUGUCCUCGGUGUUCCUUGGUUGGUAGACGCAUCUCUCCGGCAUCUGCCUCCGUCUUUACGUGGUCUUCUCUGCUUCUGUCUGUGUCCUCUUUCUUCUCUUUUAAGGAUGCUUGUCAUUGGAUCUGGGGCCCACCUGUGUCAUCCAGGAUGACCUCAUCUGUAGACCCUUACUUUCAUCACAUCCCCAAAGACCCUUUUUCCAAAUAAGAUCACAGUCGCAAGUUCUGGGGGUCAGGACACAUGUGUCUCUCUUGGCCACCAUUCAGCCCAGCACAGGGGCGUCUUCUGGAGCCCACAGAUUAGGACAGACGCAGUCCAAGGCAGGCGUCUCUAGGAGCUGCAGCUCUGUCGGAGGGCUUAUUCCCCAGGGUGAUGGUGGUGAGGAAAGCUGGAGUUGGGGGUGGGUGGGCCCUCGCAGGCUUGGGGACUGUCGAUCCUUAGGACGUCUUGUCUCCAGCUGGACACCGCUGCUGGGGCCGACGGACGUGGCGGGAAAAGGGGGCAGUGCCACUGGACCACCUGCCACCUGGGCUGGCUCCUGGCUGUGUAGGGAUUGGCUUCGUGCUUCUGACAGGGCGACAGGGGUGCACAGGAGCCCUUCUCUGAUCAGCUCCCUUUUCUGAAAGGGGGUUGAAAGAAGGGGAGACCCUGGAGUGGCGCGAGGUGGGCGUUCUCCCACCCAGGAGCGCGCCCGCAGCUCGGCGGUGACCCCCACGCAGGCUGCACAGCGGCAGUGGCGAGAGAGCUUGACAACACGUGCUGCCCGCGCCCCGGGCCGGCUGAGUCGGGGCUGGGAUAGGACCAGGCGCCGGCCGGGAGCCACUGCUCUUCGGAACCUUCUCUUCCUGGAGGCUCUCAGGAUUACUGUAACUUUGGAGUACAGUCUGGAGCUAGGGAGCCUGAUUCCUCCUGUAGGGCCGACUGGACCCGAGAGACCGAGGGUUGGAAACCAGGGCUUCCACUCUCUGGCUUCGGGCACAAGUGGCUGGAUUCCUCCCGUGAGGGAAGCAGCCCCUUGAUCCUCAUGACCCUGGGUUUGGGAGGUGGAGACAGACAGAUGGAAGCACAUUCCCUGUGGUCAUAUUCCCACACGCCCCACUUCGUUACCUGCUUAAGAGGAGACCAGGUGAGCCAUGAAAUAAGCACCAUAUGAAAGGUUUUCUCCCUCGCGAAAGACUAAAACAACACAGACUCAGACUACACAAAAAGUGAUGUCAAAAUAGCAACAAAUGAAGACUUCCCGUGCCUUGCUGACAAGGCGCAGGGACCCCCUUCCGUGGGGGCCAGUCGGGCGGGGUGACGACUUGGGCCUGUGCAGCCAGCGCUGCGGCCACCUCAUCACCUGGAACACACUCUGUAGCACCUUGGUGUGGAAAAGCCAAUAGACACAAUUAUGUAUAAAGUGCGACCCCCAAUAAAAGAGGAAAAGCUGCCGUGCACACCCUGCUACCAUUUGGAUGGAUGUGGCGGUAGCAUUACCAGUGAUUAAGUUUUCCUUAUGUAUGUACUUUCUAGAUGCCUAUCAUUUGCAUGUAUGAGUUUGAUACAUAGAGGAUAUAUGUUACCGCCCUGGGGUGGGUGCAGCAGGGGGUUGACUGCAGGUGGCUGUGGCAGCAGAUGGUGCGAGGGCCGACUUGGCGCUUCCAUGCUGCGUGCGCAAGCUGGCUGGGGCAAACGACAGAGACGUCUCGUCUCCCAGUUGUGCAGGCCGGGAGGCCGAGGUCCAGGGGUGUGGGCAGGGGCACUUCCUUCCGGGGACCGCGAGGGAGGGUCCGUUCCAGGCCUCUCUCCUGGGCUUGUAGUUGCCGUCUGCUCCUCGUGUCUUCACGUCGUCUCUCCUCUGUGCGUGUCUGCGUCUCCAAAGGUCCCCUUUUUAUAAGGACGCCAGUCCCAUCGGAUGCGGACCCACCCCAGUGACCUCACUUUAACUCGAUCACCUCUGUAAAGACCCUGUCUCCAAAUGCAGUGGCAUUCUCAUGUCCUGCGGGUGAGGACUCCCAUGUGUCUUCUUUGGGGGGGCACAUUUCAACCCAUAGCACGUGGGGCACCCAGCCCUGUUCUAUAGGAGGCCCGAGACAGCAACGAGUCUGCUAUUUUCUGUUAGAAAACGCAGCUCUGCCUGCUUUGCGAGUUGGAUGCCUUUGGUUGCCAGCCGACCGCUGACACGUUAGAAAGGGGACAGGGCUGAGCAGGUUCCCUUGGGCGCAGCAGGACGUUGCCCGUCUGAACGGACAGAGCGGACACGUCCCCGUGCGGGCUUUGCCGAGGAGCAGAGAGCAGCAGCGGCUCCUUGGGGAGGAGAUGGGCCCGCACGACGUCUCCCUGGGCCCGUCUGCUGUUUGAUGGUGGCCUGGUGAUUUUACCUUUCUGAGCCUCAGGCUCCUCAUCCAUAAAAUGGGACCCUCCAAGUAUUGACUUCCAUUUGAGCAGGUUGUCCUUCGCACACUGUUCGUACGUGGUGGAUGGAGAAGAGGAAACGAAAUAGCAGCACUUUGCGGGUGGGCAGUGUGGGGUGUGGCUGCUUCAUGGUUUCUGCGACCUCCUCCCUUACUUUUUGGAGUGUCUCGUGCCUUAGUGGCGCUGAAGCCACGGCAAGGGCGGCUCUUUUCGUUUGUUUGUUUGCUUGUUUGCGGUACGCCGGCCUCUCACUGCCGCGGCCUCUCCCGCUGCGGAGCACAGGCUCCGGACGCGCAGGCUCGGCGGCCACGGCUCGCGGGCCCAGCCGCUCCGCGGCACGUGGGAUCCUCCCGGACCGGGGCGCGAACCCGCGUCCCCCGCAUCGGCAGGCGGACUCUCAACCACUGCGCCACCAGGGAAGCCCGCAAGGGCGGCUCUUGAAGAACCUUGGCCAAGGCAGAGCUGAACUGUGGCUGAGGUACAAACCACAAGCCUCCGAAGCAGACAUCUCAACCUACAGUCAAACUGCGCACUGCACCAUGGGUGGGCGGGUGGGGGAAUGUCCCCAAAUCCAGGUGUGUAAAGUGGGGAGCAUGUUACUGCCGCGUCUGUGGGGUCAGCCAGGCGGGCAUGGUCGUGAGCCUUCACCGUGUCUCCUCAUUUAUUUGCAAAAGACCUCUCUAGCCCCAUCAGGGUAACCAGUGUGUAGAUGUUCAGAAAUGGAAUGAGAAAACGUGCUCGGACAGACAGCUGCACACUGACCCGUGCUUGUACCUUUCCCGCUGACCCUGACAUCUGAGAGCAGUUAAGUGCAACCAACUGAACGUAGGGUGGGAAGCAAAACUGAUUUCAUAAGAACAUAGCGGGACUGUUGGGCUGACACAGAUGUUGUAAACACGGUGCUCCACGGCAGAGGUUCCAGGGUUCUUGGUUGGAUUAGGUGCUCUGCUAAGCACAGGGGUGGCCAACCCCGUGCUUCACUCAGGCAUGAGGAGCCGCUGCUUUAGGAAAUCAGGAAGAAGUAAACAAUGCACCCAAGCCUUAUUCGCGAGUGUGGCAGCACAGCUCAUGAACUUCUGACAGACCCGGGGGUUGGUUACAUAACUGCUUCUGUUACCCAGUUGUUGGCAAGCACUGACUUCCUAACAGCUGGGCUUCUCUGAGCACGUCCCCAGCAACUGCAUGGUGUGUUGCUCACAACAAACCAGACGCACACACGCACACACACACUUCGUUGAUCCCUGGCCUCACACACACACGCGCGCGCACACACACUUCGUUGAUCCCUGGCCACACACACUGGUAAUUCAUUUUUUAAAAGCUGAUUUUUUUUUUAACAUCUUUACUGGAGUAUAAUUGCUUUACAGUGGUGUGUUGUUAGUUUCUGCUGUAUGACAAAGUGAAUCAGUUAUACGUAUACAUAUGUUCCCAUAUCUCUUCUCUCUUGCGUCUCCCUCCCUCCCACCCUCCCUAUCCCACCCCUCUAGAUGGUCACAAACCACCUAGCUGAUCUCCCUGUGCUAU